AUGGCCGACAACCACUAUGUCUCGUACACUGAGAACUUGAUGAAGUACAUGAAGCUCGACCAGAAGGGAAACGCCAUGGCGGAGUACAUCUGGAUCGAUGCUAACGGCCAUGUGCGCUCUAAGAGCAAGACCAUCACCUCGAUUCCUAAGGACGGUAACUUCAAACCCGAGGAUCUUCCCGUAUGGAACUUCGACGGUUCCUCCACCGACCAAGCUCCGGGUGACAACAGCGAUGUCUACCUACGACCCGUUGCGGUCUACCCCGACCCCAUGCGAGGUGUUCCCAACAUCUUGGUUCUUGCUGAAUGCUGGAACGCCGAUGGCACGCCCAACAAGUUCAACCACCGCCACGAGUGCGCCAAGCUGAUGGAAGCCCAUGCGGAGCACGUUCCGUGGUUUGGUCUUGAGCAAGAGUACACUCUCUUCGACAUGGAGGACAGGCCCUACGGAUGGCCCAAGAACGGCUACCCUGCUCCUCAGGGACCGUACUACUGCGGUGUUGGCGCUGGCAGGGUCAUGUGCCGUGAUAUUGUCGAUGCUCACUACAAGGCUUGCCUUUAUGCCGGCAUCAAGAUCUCGGGUACCAACGCCGAAGUUAUGCCUGCCCAGUGGGAAUUCCAGGUCGGCCCCUGCGAGGGAAUCGAGAUGGGUGAUCAGCUCUGGAUGGCUCGCUUCCUCCUUCACCGUGUUGCCGAGGAAUUCGGUGCCAAGAUCUCAGUCCAGCCUAAGCCCAUCCCUGGUGACUGGAACGGUGCCGGUCUCCACAGCAACUUCUCCACCAAGGAAAUGCGCGUCGAAGGCGGCAUGAAGCACAUCGAAGCGGCGAUCAAGAAGCUUGAAGGCCGACACAAGGAACACAUUGCCGUCUACGGUGAAGGCAACGAGAUGCGUCUAACUGGCAGACAUGAGACUGGCACCAUUGACCAGUUCAGCUACGGUAUCGCCAACCGAGGUGCCUCGAUCCGCAUUCCCCGAGAAUGUGCUGCCAAAGGCUACGGUUACUUUGAGGACCGACGUCCGGCGUCAAACGCUGACCCGUACCAAAUUACGGGUAUAAUAAUGGAGACGAUUUUCGGCGCAGCAAACUAG
Daldinia childiae is the source of this 1089-nucleotide messenger RNA. Its product is annotated as Glutamine synthetase. The transcript has 5 exons. The coding region runs from base 1 to 1089 and encodes 362 amino acids. The record is from RefSeq and is a predicted model, not a curated record. Lineage: Eukaryota; Fungi; Ascomycota; Sordariomycetes; Xylariales; Hypoxylaceae. Gene Ontology annotation, molecular function: glutamine synthetase activity. Gene Ontology annotation, cellular component: cytoplasm.